Messenger RNA from Cryptomeria japonica (Japanese cedar), 732 nucleotides. RefSeq lists its product as uncharacterized. The record is from RefSeq and is a predicted model, not a curated record. The transcript has a single exon. NCBI's taxonomy places the organism in Eukaryota, Viridiplantae, Streptophyta, Pinopsida, Cupressales, Cupressaceae. Bases 1 to 732 code for a protein of 243 amino acids.
AUGGAGAGAGCAAGGAAACCUCCUUUGCAAAAUCAGUUACGUUUUAAUGGCGACUGUAGGGAAGAGUGCAAGGAGGUUGUAGAGAGUAUUGAGAGGGAUGCAGACUUUGUAAUCGACCUAUCCAGUGAUACUGAGGAUGAACAAGCACUGUGGGAAGAACACGCGGUCAUCUGCAGGAUUGUGGGACCAAAGAUAUCGAGGAGUCACAUUAAAGAAUGGAUUGUCAAGAAAUGGGGAGUGGGCUUGGUGGUGGAGUUUAUACCCAAAGGCUUCUUUGUGGUUGUUUUUGCAGAAGGCUCUGAUAGAAAUAUAAUUUUGAAUCAGGAGAAUUGGUUUGUGAACAUUAAUCUUGUAUAUAUUCAACCCUGGCAUCCAAAUUUUGACCCCCUCCCUCUGGCAGUAUAUGAUAGUCCUGUGUGGAUUAGGCUAUACAAUCCACCGAUUGAAUAUUGGGAGGAUAGCAGUCUGGAGAAAAUAGGGCGAACAUUGGGCACCCUGCUAGAGGUAGAUGAAAAAAUCAUUGAGGAAGAUUUAUACACGUAUGCCAUAUUGAAGAUUGCGGCAGUUAAAGAUAUCCCUUCUCAUGUCAUUCUUUUCAUGCCAGUAGGUAAAUGGAGACAACAUAUUGAGGUUGAGAAGGAUAUUAUUGCUUGUCAAAGAUGUGGCAACAAAUUCCAUAUAUCUGUAGAAUGCAAAAUGUUCAUUAGGAGGGUGCGAAGCAGAUCGUUCUAG